Molecule: messenger RNA, 2101 nt
Organism: Petromyzon marinus (sea lamprey)
Lineage: Eukaryota; Metazoa; Chordata; Hyperoartia; Petromyzontiformes; Petromyzontidae
Source: RefSeq, a predicted model, not a curated record
CGCGUGGACACCUCUCGCGGGGUCCUCGAUCAGCUGUGCCGUUUGCGCGGGAAACCUGGAUUUCGUUGCGUACAUUCGGACCAAAGCUGGUCUCACUGCGCACACCUUCAGCUAUUGCGAGUCCGCACCUGGGACAAUUAAGCGUCUACAUCUGUAUCGAGUCAGGUGGAACGAUUAAGAGCCACCUGGAACAAAAAGGCUACUCGGGUCGCGAUGUCCGGCGACCUGACCGUGCAAGACCGCGGGGACGCCUCCACGCAGAGCCCCGGGCGAGAGCCGAGCGACGCUGUGGAGCUGAGAGAGGAGCUGCAGCUGUACGUCGAACGGGCCACGGAGAAGCUCGUGGAGCUCUUGUCCCUGACGGAAGCUGCCGCUCAAGGGGUGCAGAGCCUCUCGGAGCAGUGCUCACAGAAUGCUCGCUUUAUUCGCGCUUGGGUUCUGUUCAUCCGCAGCGGCCGCGGCAUCCAGGGGCCCACGGUGCCCAACCCCAUGGUGUUGGAAGAGGAGAUGGAAGAGGAGGGGGACCCAGCACAAUAAAUACAAGAACACCCAUGUGCUUUACACAUUUGGUUUUCGUGCCAUUCUUAUCGCACCACAAAAGCUGUCAUGAAGGUGUUUUAUUUCACAUAGUCUGCAGUAGUUUUGCAGUUGCGCGCAAUGUUGCUUUGUGUUUUCCAAUUUUAAUUAUUUGUAAGCAAAUUUGGACCAGUGAUGCUGGCACUCAUGGCCAUGUAUUGUCACAGGAUAUGUAAUAUCCACUGUGAAGCAGAUGGUGUGUAUUUACACCCGCAGUAUUAAUUUAGGCGGCCAUGGGGCUCAGACUGUGAACAUCUGCAACAAGCGGUAAAACACGCUAUUGCUAGGCCAUGUCUUUUUCAAUUGCUUUGGAGUAUUAUGGGUGAAAGUACCGGUAUAUAUAUAAACAGAAUUGCGUUCUUUACAUAUAAAAUGUAUUCAUCCAUCGGACUUGGAUUUUCAAACCCAUAUCCAGCAGCGUUUGUUUACGUUUUGACAUCCUUGGUCUUGGCAAUAGGCUUGUUAAACAUGCUGAUGUGUUUCGGGCAGCAAGAAAUGUCUUCCCCAUAUUCAGCAGCGCUUAAAGCAGGGUCACAAUUAGCCUGCCUUUACUCAUUUACCCAUGUUCUUUGUUCAGAUGCAAAUUAAGUCGUUACACAUUGCAGAAGCUACAUGCCAUAAAGAAUACUCAUUCCAAAUAGGUUAUAGAGAUUGUGCAUGAAUGUGAGGACAUGCGUGAUGUAAAUAACAUAGGUGCUCGCUAUCCGCACUUGCCCCAACAGUCUGUUAAGGCUAUAUGGAGAAUUUUUGAUGUAAAUAAUCUUUAAAUUAAGAGCUCCGAUUGGUUUAUACCAACCACCAAGCACAUGCAGCAUUGAACGUUUGUAUUUAGAGGAGUUUAGUAAACAUGUUAAGGUAACGUUUGUAUUGAGAGAUUGGUAACUGGAAAGGUGGCUUGUGGUAGUUUGGGAAGAACUGGAGUCUGGGAAACACUGACUUAAAUGAUGUCCAGUUAUUUGUAAUCGCAGCAACAAAUAUAAAUGAGUGCAGUUUGCUAUGUUCAUAUGCUAUUGGAAUGCCUUCAUUUUCUCAUAGUCUGUCUUAAUAGUCCGGAAUUCCCUUCCGUCAGCUACCUGUGGCGUUGACUCCCUGUGCCUGUUAAGUCAGGGCUCAAGGCUUUUCUAUUCAUCUCCACCUAAAAGUGCCCACUUAAUUUCUCUCUCUAAAUAAAUAUGCCAACUUUCUUUCUGCACAGCGUCUUCUUGAUAUUUGUGGUCACGUUUAAAUGCUUGCUGUAUAUGAAUACUUUUCCAAUUGAAGGUGAGCGUUUUAAAAUGUUUUCAAAUAUGUACGCAGUAAUUAUGCUGUUGGUCCUAACAUUUGUACACGGGGAAGUUGAAUUAAAAGGUCAAGAUUCAGUGGAGUCGUUGACCAAUCUUUGGUUCCAAGCACAUUUAAAACCUUAAUUUAGAGUUAUAUAUACAGUGACGAGUUAUUCACACUUAUUUAACGGUUCCUGGCGAUGUUGAAAAAUGCAUUUGUAAGUACCGUUUUUGGCAUUGUUAAUUAAACACAAUCAGCUUGA